Molecule: messenger RNA, 2026 nt
Organism: Plectropomus leopardus (leopard coralgrouper)
Lineage: Eukaryota; Metazoa; Chordata; Actinopteri; Perciformes; Serranidae
Source: RefSeq, a predicted model, not a curated record
UUCAACCUUAGCCAGCCCUGAUUGACUCAGCAGCAAACUGGCAUGUACAAACAUCCACAGUGACACCAAAGCCAUGGAGAGAGAACAGAGGAAUGACAUGUCUUUCUCCAGGAAGAGAAGUUUCACUUUUGGGGCAUAUGGCAGUGUGGACAGAUUCACAUGUGGGGAUGAGACGAGACCUGAAUCUGCAGAAGACAACAUACUGGACAUCUUGGACUCUCCUGCUGGUGACAGAAAGCCUUUCCUCCCUGCCAGCAGCAACCAGAGGGACACUGAGCUGUUUGAAAUCAUUGAAAAGCUGCAGGGCAGCAGGAUCGAUGAGCAGCGCUGUGAAUUCCCUCCUCCUCUGAAGUCUCAGCUUUUAACUAUAGGUGGAGACCUGCCGCUCAUCCUCCCUCCGAGUCAGGGGGGGUACUGGGUAGACCCCCCACUGGAGAGGCUCGUAGAUGUGAGUCCCACCUCCUCCCAAUGUGGCCUCGAUGACACAGAGGGCUACGACAUCAUGGAGAGAGAUGGAGAAGCCAAAAUCUACCACGAGUUCUUCAGCUCACGAUACCAUCACUCGUUCACAGCAGUGGAUCCGUCUUUGGGGCCUCUGGUUCUGUCUGUGUGUUUGGAGGAAGAGGAGAGCAAGCUGCGGGUGAUACUAAGAAUGAAGGAGUGCUCUCUGCAUGGAGUUUUCUCUGUCUCUCUUUUUCCCAACAUCCCAUCUGCUGUUGAAUUAGCAAAGAUGCUGUGUGACAGAGUGACUGUCUCAAAGUUUGAAGUGGUCAGCUACCUCAAGGCCCCAGAGCUCAUAACUACAUUUGAUGAACACAGAGUGUCUCCGAAUUUCAAGUUUGGCAUUUUGUACCAGAGGGACGGGCAGUUCACAGAAGAAGACAUCCUCAGUAACAAUGAGGAAAGUGAAGAGUUCAAAGAGCUGCUUUCUGUUUUGGGAGAGACGAUUCAACUGCACGGCUUCAGCGGGUUCAGAGGAGGACUGGAUGUGUGUCAUGGUCAGACAGGAAGUGAGGCUGUCUUCACUUCCUUUCACGGGAGAGAAAUCAUGUUCCAUGUCGCAACUAAGCUGCCAUUCACAGAGGGCGACCCACAGCAGUUACAAAGAAAAAGACACAUCGGUAAUGACAUUGUAGCCUUGGUCUACCAGGACGGCCAAACCCCGUUUCUUUCUGACGUCAUCAAGUCUCACUUCCUGCACUGUUUUCUGGUGGUCCGGAGGAUUCAGGAUCCGGAGCAAACAUGUGAAACUGCGUACCAGGUGUCUGUCACGGCCAGAGAGGACGUUCCUCCCUUUGGUCCGGUCCUCCCAGUUCCUCCUAUCUUCACAGAUGUAAGAAACAACACAAAGGUCAACAAGCGUUCCCUGCUGAGAGAAUUCCUUCUGACCAAACUCAUCAACGCAGAGAUUUCCUGCUAUAAGGCUCAACGCUUCAGCAGACUAGAGCUCCGCACUCGUUCGUCGCUCCUGGAAAGUCUUCAGGCUGAACUCUCUACUCGUUCCCAGUGCAUGAUGGGGGAUCCAUCACUGUCUGCGUCUGAGGGUGCACGAGUGGCGACGGAGGGGAGCGGAGGGUUCAUUGAAAACUUUAAGAGAGCCAUAAGAGUGCGGAGUCACUCCUUUGAGACGCUCGGGGUUCCCAGGAAGACCGGUGGCAGCGCGUUACAGAAACCUAAGACAGAAAAAGAUGGAGAGAGUGACAAAUCUCCAGGAUCUCUGCCUGCUGACAGUUUGGUGCCGGCUGAACUCAAAGAUCAAGCAAGUCCUCAAGAAGAGACAUAAAAUGAAAUAUUAACCCUGUAGAUUUUGAAUGUUAAUAUACUUACAGACAUUGCUAGCCUAUACGGUUGCUACUUUAUUAUCCUGCUUAUAUGUAAAUAGAGUGUAAAAGUAAAUAGUAUUUCUGAGAAUAAUAAUUAUUUUACUGUCAUAGGGAUACUCUACAUUAAUGAAAAUAUUUGCAUUGUAUUUCAGUGAAAUGUUAAACAUAUACAUAUAAUGACUGCCAGGAAUGGCUAAACUGUU